UUUUUGUGGAAGGCGCCCAAAAGCUCCAUAAUAUACCAUCGACCGCUGCCAAAAAGAAAUCCCAGCUCCUCUUCGUUACAAUCGUCACAAAUACCUUCCAGUUCUAUCCAUUUGUUUGGGUUGGUGUGGACCGUGUUGUCGUCGUCGUUGUUGUUGUUGGUUGUUGUCUUGGCUGGGACGGAAUAGUUAUUUUUCCUUUGACGAACACGGUGUUCGUCUUUCUUUGUGAACGGUCAACCUGUCAACCUAGCAAGUCAACCCACCUUCGGGUUGGAACCUCUCGCGAAAGCUUGCAGCAGAGUAGCCAAGAUGCAGAAUAAUCAGCCAUGGCAACAGCAAUCCCCUGGUAGUAGCCAGUCUGAAGGUCAUAAUGCUAAUGAAUCUUCAAGAGCGACUCCUCAAGACGACAAGAAAGCUACCCCAGGAACUGCCUCCGACACUCCUCAGGGACCAUCUCAAUAUACCGGUAUCCCAGAGUCACAAGGAGCUCCUACCAAUCCGCCACCUCCACCUCCUCCGCCACCUCAUUAUCCUGAUCAUGCUCAGCAGGGUAUGCCACCAUCCACACCUCAUGCACUCCAUGAGAUGCACCAUGGAGGCUUCCGUACCAGUCCUGUGUCGGUCAUGACCCCACAACAACACCCAUCACAUCCCAUGCACUCCAAACAUGGAUAUCGUAUGCAUCCCUACGGCCCAGUUAUCAUGUCGCAUCAAGGGUAUCACGGGUAUCCUCCCGUCCUCCAGCAUGCCUAUCAUCCUCAAUCAGGGACUGCUAGUAACGGUGGGAGUCCACCUCGCCCCUUGUCUUAUUCCGAAGUCCGACGGUCUCCAGUGCAUCCUUUGGAUGUGCUUCCAUCAGCUGUAGAAACGAUGCGAUCUGCAGGAGGAUGUACCUGCAAGAAGAGUCGAUGUCUCAAGCUGUAUUGUCAGUGCUUUGCUUCUAGCACGACCUGUGGUCCAACGUGCAAGUGUCAUGUGUGUCACAAUACUGCCCUCCACGGAGAUGCCAUUGAUGCGGCCAGACGCACCAUUUUGGAACGCAAUCCAAGUGCCUUUGAUGACAAGUUCCGUGUCACCGCCAGUCAUCCAGCAGCCAUGGCAGCCGGUAAUGCCGCCAUGACUUGGCUCAAUCGGCACCAUGCUUACCAUCAUCAGCCACCACCACCUCAGCCCAUGCCCAUUCAAUCAAGGCACUACCCAGUGCCGCAUCAUCAUCAACCACCCGCAUCACAUCACAUGUACCCCCACCCGCAAACACCCCAACCAACAGCCUCCUCGCCGCCACGGCACUUGGAGCAGCAGCAGCAACCACCACCUCCUCCUCCUCCACCUUCUUCUGCUUCAACUCACCAGCAGCCUCAGGAAUCAUCACCUGCCAACUGGCCCUACGCGAGCAAUCCUCCACGGGUUUCCCCAUCGCAGGUGAUGGCUUCCAUCCGUCCGUCGCCACCAGCGGCAAUGGCUCCACCGACCAGGAUGAACAAGUAUGGUUGCAAGUGCCGUCGAUCGUUUUGUCUCAAAAAGUACUGUGAAUGCUUUCAGCACAAUGCCCACUGUGGUUUGAACUGCCGAUGCACCAAUUGCAAGAACUUUCCAGAGGCAGGACCACCCGGAGAUGGCCAUGAUCAGGUUCCACUGGUCCCAAUCCAACCCCACCAAGAAGGACCACCACGGGAAGUAACGGUGUACAUGGACCCGGCGGAACAUCACCGCCGUGUCUCGUUGGAUCUGGGAGCCGACAGCAAGCCGAGUUUGAGUGCUUUGGAGCAAGAAAAAGGCCAAGACCGAAUGGCAAUCAUGGCAGCCGUUGCCAUGACGGAGCUCCUCGGAGGGAGUAGGAGCCCGGUCGAUACUAGCAAGAGCACCAGCACCGACACGGAUGUUUCCACUCCCGAACUCAGCAAUGAGCGGGAACCCAAGGACACGGCAAGCGAUACUAGCAAAAAUGCCCGCCGGGUUUCGGGCGAGUCCUCGUCCUUGGAAGAACAACAUCAAGACAUGCCGCCCGCGAAGAAGCCCAAGCUGUCGGGGGAACCUUUCCCAGAAGAAUACUCGACGCCCGUGACGACACCGUCAACGGCGGCAGCCACGACACCCUCCACGGCAGAUCAAAGUCCUCCUCCUCAGUUGUCAAGGAUGCCUCAUAUGCAUUUCACCAAGCCUUUCCCUCCUCCAGCCAGGUUCCCCUACGGAUAUCCACAAGUUGCAUCUCCGCACAAUAACGGAUACCACCACGGACCACCGCACCAUAUGCAUCAUCCGGCAAUCAGUCCCCAUCCAACAGCUUCGACUCCACCCAGAGCACAUCAUCAUGCCUUGCCACCACACCCUCAUCACCAUCUUCACAUGUCUCAUCCUCACCAUGGAUCGAGGAGCCCGCCCAUGCAUCCUCACAUUGGCUAUCCUGCUUCACAGCAAGCACCGCCGCCUCCUCCUCCACCACCUCCACCAAGCCAACAAAUGACUCCCUCGCAACAACCGCCCGCACAAACCAUGCGAUCAUCUCCCACCUACGAAGACGUCAUUCGCAGUUCGGGUUUGCCCAAGUCCCUGAGCUUUCGCAAGAUUUGCUCCAAGUGCGGCAAGACUCGCGGCGAUCACGGCGAGUUGGGCUUUGGCAACAAGUGCGUGUACCAGGAAUGCGGCAAGUGUGGAGCAGGCGCCCACGUGCACUCCAAAAAGGGCAUUCCGAUGGGCAUUUUGUGCUGCUUGAGCGUGGACGAUGGAGCCACACCGGGAGCGGCAGCGAGUUACGAACAGAUGAUUCGGAACUUGGCGGCUCGAGCGGAGCUUCAGAAAGAGCUGCAAAAGCGAAAGCAAGAAGCGGCCCAUCGAGCAGUGGCUGCCGGUGCUCCUUGAAUUCAAAUCUGACGACACGUUUCAUUCCAUCCAACCCUUCAUGACCAACCGUUACUUAUCCACAUCCACACUUACGUAUCCACAUCCACACACACUAUCCAUCUUCCUACCUGCAUACCUAUUCUGAUUUGAUUUCAAUGUUUUCUACUGGGACUAUUUUACUUCAGGGGUAAUUCUAUACAUAUAUAUACUGUGGGGACAAACUCUGCAAUCUACACAACCAUCACCGUAUGUACUGCAUACUUUACUUCUACAUGUAGACCUAGCUAGAAGCUAGACUAGCACUGGCUAGCUAGAUAGAUAGAUAGCCCAGAUACUAGUACCUUUGAACCACCGGUACAUGUAUGUCAUAGCAAUGCGAUGGUAAGGGCGGAAGAGCCACCUGGCUGCAGAACCAUCUCCGUGUAUAAGUGACCCAGUGGGAGUCUAAAUGCCUCUAAGCGGGAUUUAUCGACGUAACGAGGGAACAGGCGAUCACUUAGAUACAGAUUGAGCUAGCGUUAGGAGUAUCUAACCGCAAACCAAUGUA
This is a messenger RNA of Seminavis robusta, 3388 nucleotides long. The record is from the annotation of a GenBank genome assembly. NCBI's taxonomy places the organism in Eukaryota, Bacillariophyta, Bacillariophyceae, Naviculales, Naviculaceae.